This is a messenger RNA of Chelonus insularis, 3776 nucleotides long. RefSeq names its product Trimethylguanosine synthase 1 (gene Tgs1). The coding region runs from base 273 to 3446 and encodes 1057 amino acids. Lineage: Eukaryota; Metazoa; Arthropoda; Insecta; Hymenoptera; Braconidae. The record is from RefSeq and is a predicted model, not a curated record. Gene Ontology annotation, cellular component: nucleus. Gene Ontology annotation, molecular function: RNA cap trimethylguanosine synthase activity. Gene Ontology annotation, biological process: 7-methylguanosine RNA capping; 7-methylguanosine cap hypermethylation. The transcript has 4 exons.
CUGUUGGUUCGAUACAUCAGAAGGUUCGUGGCAAACGUCAGAACAAGACGCCGAGACGCUAGGCUAGAUGAAAGAAAAUUUUGAUCGAGUGAUAUAUUAUAUAGUUUCACCAUACACACAGUAUUAAUAAUACUUACAUAUCAAUAAACUUUAUUAACCAGUAUUGUUGUGAACUGUGCAGUUUUUUAUAGUCAUAGAUUUUUUCAAAAUCCUAGAAGUCAUGGAAAUUUAUUGAAUAUUUAUCAAGGACUACAUUAAAUAAGCUUACUAACAUGUGUGACCCUUUUUGGGAAUCACUUGCUGACGUUUACAUAGCUAACCAGAGUGAUGAUGUUCAUGAAGAUGAAUAUAUUUAUUGUCUUUGUAGCAGAGUUUUUAUAAGGAAUCCUGAAGUUUAUUCAAUACUAGCUCAAGACGAAGAAGGUGUAGAUGAUAAUCCUGAAAAUGAUUGUUUACCAGAGAUGCUCGAUAUUCAUAAACAGAAUCUUCAAGAAGCUCAAAUCACUGAAAAACAUGAUGAAGAACCAGUCAGUUGUUAUUGUAGUGCAUCACAUACAGACAACAAUUAUUCAACAGAUGAAUACGAUUCCGUGAGAGACUCUGUACAUAGGUCCACAGCACAGACUUUUAAUCAGAAGUUAGGUUUACAUCAGUCUGAUUCAGGUGCAGAUUUAUCUGAAUAUCAUGAACAUGAAGCUAAAAAUAUUCAUGGAACAACGAUAAACAAUGAUAAACCGAAGACAUUUCAGGCGCUCAAACAUACAGGACUGAAUUUUGAUACUUAUCGUGAUAGUGUUUUAUCAACUAUUGACUCUACGAUCUAUGAUCCUUAUUUACAUGCUAAUAUUUUAUACGGAACUGAUGAGAGAAGACCAAUAGAUAUUGCUUGGGAAAAAUUUUGGGGUGAUAAUGGAGAACAGUUAAUUUGGUCUUCUUGGAUUGCCAAAUAUGCUGAUUAUAUUAAUCCAGAAUAUUUAAAAGAUGUUGAAUCAUCUGUAGAAACUAAAAAAUCCCCUAAAGAUCCACCUGAAAAAUUUUCGGAGCAAAAUACAUGCUUUCCAAAUCAAGCGCACAAAAAUUGUGGACUUGAACGAUCAAAUUUCGAGGGAAUUUUUCAGAAAUCAAGAUCUAGUGAAUCUGAUGGUAGAAGUAGAAAAAAUAGUGUAAGUUUUUCAUUUGACAAUGUUGAUAUUCAAGCCCUGAAUGAAAAGGAAGCUGAAGAAAAUCGUAAAAAACUAGGAAAUUAUGAUGAAUCGGAAAUGGGUGAAGGUUGGAACCCAUUAAGUCCAUAUAGCAUUGAAGAAAGCUAUAAUCAAACUUCAAAUGCUGAAGAUGAGAGACUGAUUGCAAUGUCUAGAUGUGAUUCUGUUAGUGGGUCGAUCGCAAAAACGAAUGCUACUUCAGAUUCUAUGACGAAUGUUACUAAAAUAACUCUGUCUGAAUCAAGUUUCGAUUCUAAUUCAGCACGAUCUCUAAGUCUUGUAAGUUCAGUAACAAGUUCUAUAGAAAGCAAUAUAACAACUAAUAGUAGUUCAGAUCAAGAUAACGAAUUAACUUCAAACGAUAAUGAUAAAUAUUGGCAAUAUCUUUGGAAAUUAAAUUUUCAAGUUAUGUAUCAAAAGCAUUACGAACAUUUUAUAUCAAAAUAUGAUGAAAAAGUAACAAAAAAAAUGCCUGCCUCUAGUAAUAUUAAUCUACAAAGAACAUUUAAUGAAAAUGACUUAAUAACACCUGUUAAAGGAGUACGCAAAGAACGGAAAGAUUCAGAGAGUAAAAUUGGCAAUAAAAAAUCUCUAUCCAAGAGACGUAUUGCUGAAUCGAAGAGAAAAAUAAUUGAUUCUGUAGGCGUCCUCAUGAAAAAUUUAUCCGUAAAAUCUAAUGAAUUGGAAGUUAUGGAAUCUGAAGGUCAAUCUAAUAAUCAAGAGAAUCAAUCUGAAAAAAACGAAAAUGAGAACUCUCAGACGCACAACGUAGAUCAAACUUCCAAAACUACAACCGAUAAUACUAUGAUAAAUGAUCUUUGUGAUGGUGAUGGUGACAAACCAGAAGAAAAUAAACCAAUAAGUUUGAAACGAACUCAUGCUUUGGAUCUUGAAGAAACAGAAGAAGGGAUGGAAACAAUAAAAAAAGCAUUUUCAUUAAUGGGAUAUACAUUUAAUGAAAAGGAGAAUCAAGAGAAACUUCAAGGAGAAGUAAUUUAUCGCAAAAGACAUGUAAGACUUCCCAAUAGACAAUUUAAAAUGAAAUUUAAUAGGAAACCUGUGAAUAAACAUAGUUAUUUUGAUGAGAAUGGAUUGGAAAUUACUAGUACAAUUGAUAAAGUAAAGCAAUAUUUGUCAUACUGUCCUAUUGCACUUCCUACUGAAACAGAGCUUCAACCUAAUGAGAAAGGUUCUUAUACCAAAGUACAAUUUACUUCCAGUUCGGAUGAAGAAUGUGAUUCUGGUCUGAACAAAAAACUCAAUGCGAAACGAUUGGUAUUCAGUAAACCUUCCACAAGUUCUAUGGAGACUCCACCGGAUUUGAAUAUUACUUUCAAUAGCUGUGAAAGUACUGAUGAUGUGUUCGACAAAAAGCAGGAAGAUCGAGCCAUUGAAACAGUUGAAACUGGAGACAAUAAUGAAAGUCAAGCUAAUCUAAUUGGAAUUGAUUGUAACACAAAACUUCAAGAAAAAAUUCAUAUUGAUAUAAAGAUUGAAGACAAUUGUGAUGAAAGUGAGAUAUUGAAUAAUAAAACAGUUGAUGAUGAUAGCGUUAAAAAAUCUCAGAAAAAACGAAGAAGAAAACAGAAUAAAAGAAACAUAAGUCUUCCUAUUGAAAUAGAUAACGAUAGGGAUUUAAUGAAAUAUUGGGUGAGAAGAUAUCGUCUUUUCAGUAAAUUUGAUCAAGGAAUUAAGCUAGACCGAGAGAGUUGGUUUUCUGUGACGCCAGAAAAAAUAGCUGCGCACAUAGCAGAGAGAUGUCGAUGUGACACGAUAAUCGAUGCAUUUUGUGGUGCUGGAGGAAACACUAUUCAAUUUGCAAUGACGUGUGAAAGGGUGAUUGCUAUUGAUAUCGAUGAGAAAAAAAUAGAACUUGCACGUAAUAAUGCUAGGGUUUAUGGUGUUGAAGAUAGAAUAGAAUUUAUCGUAGGAAAUUUUCUUCAGUUGGCUGAUAAACUUGUUGGUGAUGUUGUUUAUCUUAGCCCACCUUGGGGAGGACCAAGCUACGCACACGUUGAUGUAUUUAAUCUUAAUACAAUAUUACAACCGGUUGGGGGACAAGCACUAUUUAAAGCAGCGCAACAAAUCUCAUCUAACAUCUGCUAUUUUCUUCCAAAAAAUGUUAAUACCCUUCAGCUUGCUAUGCUGGCAGGACCAGGAGGUGGGGUUGAAGUAGAGCAAAGUUUUUUAGAUCGAAAACUUAUAGCGUUAACAGCGUAUUAUGGUGAACUUCUCAGGGAUUGAUAGUAUCAAGAGCAUUGUAAUGUCAACGAUAUGACACGGUAGCCAUUUAAAUAACAACAAUAACGACAUUAAUGCAAUAUUUAUGAAGGGACACUUGUACUAUACUGGUUUCACGUUACCGCCCAUGUGUGUACUCCAAAAAGAAGCGCUCAAGAAUUAAUCAAGUAUUUUAAAUGGCUUCCGAACGAUAAUUUUAAAUUUUUAUUGUAAACUUGUAUGGUUUUACUAUUGAUUAUAAAUAAGUUAAUCACCGAACGUGGAAUUUUUAACCAUGCUCAAUAUGAUCAUUUUACGUAUAUUAAAUCACUGAUAGUGAAAAUAUGAACUUGA